AUGAGGCGGUAUGGGGACAUCAUUGAUUUCGAUUUCUGGAGAAGAAAAGACGGUCGCACAGACCUCAAUUCGUCAACGAGCCUCAUGGACAUGAAGCCUCGCCACGGGCGUUUCAUCCUUUUGCAGGUUCUCACGGCAUGGGCUUGGAUCCCAGCAGAAGCAGCCAUUGAGAGCCUCAAUGGCAGUACCAUAGAUGGGAGAAGUAUUCUGGUGCGGAAGGAUGAGAAAAGACCAGGCCCUGGACCCAAACCGGCGGAAGACGAAGAAGUCCUGCGACCGGCCCAAAGCCGCGGCAAAGGCAAUGACGAACCUGGAGAUGGCACCAAGGUGUUCUGGAGUGGUGUCCCAAUCGGCACGACGGAAGGCUUUUUGCGCAGUCAGUUCGAGAGAGUGGGGACAAUUGUAGACUUCGACUUCUGGCGAAACCAGGAUGGCAGCUCCCUGGGAAAGGGAACUUGCAGAUUCGACCAUUUUCGAGGGGCUCAGCGGGCGCUGCAGCGCCUCCACGGCUAUUCGAUCGACGGUGGCAUCAUGAUGCUGAAAGAAGACGAGGGAGGCAACAAAGGCCCUCCUGUGGCCAAGGGCAAGAGCAAAGGCAAAGGCAAAGGAAAGCAGUGGCGCAAGUCGGAGGAUUAA
Molecule: messenger RNA, 636 nt
Organism: Symbiodinium sp. CCMP2592
Lineage: Eukaryota; Dinophyceae; Suessiales; Symbiodiniaceae
Source: the annotation of a GenBank genome assembly